AUGGAAGUAGACGAUGAAGACAAUGAGCAGUUUGAAGAUGACCGGGCAUUUAUGAAAGUGUUACGUCGAUAUAAACUGAGAGAUGCUGCAGAUGUAUCCAAACCGCAUACACCACAGAAUCGUCCAACAUCUCCAGAUAAACGUCUCGGAUCAACUCCUGAUGUUAGACCACCAAAUAAAAGACGCCAGUCAGAAAGGAACAGCAAGAAGGACUGA
Messenger RNA from Didymodactylos carnosus, 216 nucleotides. The record is from the annotation of a GenBank genome assembly. NCBI's taxonomy places the organism in Eukaryota, Metazoa, Rotifera, Eurotatoria, Philodinida, Philodinidae.